Molecule: messenger RNA, 917 nt
Organism: Chenopodium quinoa (quinoa)
Lineage: Eukaryota; Viridiplantae; Streptophyta; Magnoliopsida; Caryophyllales; Amaranthaceae
Product: xyloglucan endotransglucosylase/hydrolase 2-like
Exons: 2
Coding region: 50-715 (221 amino acids)
Biological process (GO): carbohydrate metabolic process
Molecular function (GO): hydrolase activity, hydrolyzing O-glycosyl compounds
Source: RefSeq, a predicted model, not a curated record
UUUGCUAGCUCAUCCACCAAUUUUUCUAGGAUAAAUAUGUAUGUAGUUCAUGUAUAUAUAUUAUAUAGCCUCGUUUAUGUUCGUCAUCACCUUGCAACAUUCGCUCUCACAAUCGAUCACUAAAGGUAUAUAUACACUACAAGAAACACUCGCAGUUACUAUGUCUAGAGGACUUGUGCCAUCAGCAAUAAUACUACUAUUUAGCAACUUAAUCGUAGGAGCAUUGAGUGGAAAUUUCAUCAAGGAUUUUGAUAUAACUUGGGGUGAUCAACAUGCCGCGAUUUUAAACAAUGGGAAGCUUCUCACUCUUUCUUUGGAUCAAUCAUCUGGCUCGGGAUUCAAGUCCAAGAAUGAGUAUUUGUUUGGGAAGAUCGAUAUGCAAAUCAAACUCGUCCCUGACAACUCAGCAGGCGUUGUCACUGCAUACUAUCUAUCUUCACUAGGAGCGACACACGAUGAAAUUGACUUGGAGUUCUUAGGCAACAUGUCUGGCCAACCUUAUAUGCUACACACCAACAUCUUCACCCAAGGCCAAGGCAACCGAGAGCAGCAGUUUUACCUUUGGUUUGAUCCGACUGCUAAUUUCCACACUUACUCCAUCCUUUGGAAUCCCCAACUCAUUGCGUUAGUACCUAUAUUAUAUAGCAUCUCAUUACAACUUUACAUACUUCUUUUGUCCGAAAUUAAUUCACAUUACAAAAAUGUACUAACUUGACGCUAAGAUGGUUAUGCAUCCAUUAUUUAAGCUCUCACUUGACGCCAAGAUGGUUCUGCAUCCAUUAUUUAAGCUCUCACCAGUCGUAAUAGACUAAUGGUAGGCAAGCUUCCAAUUGGGCCAAGGCCUACAAUACUUGGCCCAGAGUUAUCAUGCCCAAAUGAAAUUGACAAAAUGCUGACACAGGGAAAUAUGGUCUUGA